UUGCUAUAUGGUUGAGGUCCUACAGCGUGGCACGCCAUGGGACCUAAAAUUUUGUUAAUUUUUUCUCUCAGGUACUACUGUCUUGCAGCCAGUGCAGCAUUGAUAAAAUAUGUUGAAUUUGUUCAAAACACAAUAUACGCAUCAGAAUCAUUGAGAAUCGUAUUCAAAGGCAGCGAACAAACUACUUUAAUAGAUGCUGGUACUUCUUCUGUGUUGGAACUCGCUGUGAAUCUAAAUGACCCAAAAAGCGACCAGUCUUUAUAUGGUGUUCUGAACCACACAAAGAAACAGGGAGGAUCCCGUCUUCUCUGUUGCAACGUCCUCCAACCUAAUGAUGUUGAGACCAUCCAAGGGAGGCUAGAUUGCGUGGAGGAUCUUUCAAACUCUUCAGAGCUCUUCUUUGGCUUGCAGUCUGUGUUGGCACGAUUUGACAUCGAUAUAGACCAUUUGCUAUCCUUGUUAGUUCAAAUACCCAAACAAGAGACAGGUAAAUCUCGUGAAAGACAUAUGACUACUGCUAUAUUGUUGAAACAUGUUACUGAACUGGUACCAGCAUUAAGUGACGUAUUAUCCCACGCAAAAUGUGAAUUAUUUGUUGCAUAUAAGGUUUCAUUACAAGAUGCUAGAUACGGUUGUAUCGUUGAUAUAAUAAACCGAACUAUACAUGAAGAUGCAAGAUACACUAAGGGGCAUUUAAAUAUGAAAACCCAACGUUGUUUCGCGGUAAAGCAGGGACUACAUGGCGUAUUAGACCUUUCAAGGAUCACAUAUACUGAACUAAUUGAAGAUAUAAAUGAGCUAAUAGCACAGCUUGGUGACAAACAUGGGCUACCAUUGAAAAGUGCUUAUACUAUAUCACGUGGCUUUCAUAUACAACUAGCUACAAAAGCAACAGAUCAACUGCCAUCUGACUUUAUAAAG
This is a messenger RNA of Ciona intestinalis (vase tunicate), 921 nucleotides long. The record is from RefSeq and is a predicted model, not a curated record. Lineage: Eukaryota; Metazoa; Chordata; Ascidiacea; Phlebobranchia; Cionidae.